This is a messenger RNA of Fibroporia radiculosa, 354 nucleotides long. RefSeq lists its product as uncharacterized. The coding region runs from base 1 to 354 and encodes 117 amino acids. The record is from RefSeq and is a predicted model, not a curated record. The transcript has a single exon. NCBI's taxonomy places the organism in Eukaryota, Fungi, Basidiomycota, Agaricomycetes, Polyporales, Fibroporiaceae.
AUGGGUCCAAGCGACUGGGAGCAGCUCUGUCCGCACUGGAUUGAUGUUCUGGUUGAAAAGUCCACUUGUAUCCGCAAGCGGCAUCCGGCGUUCGUCAAAAUUUGGGAGAGUCUGUCCACCGUGAUAUUCAAUACGGACGACGUUUGGCCCUCGAUUGUGUCCGCAUUAGAAUCUGAGCGCCAGGCGGAUAUGCCGGGGUCCUGGGGCGACCGCCGGGAAAUUGACGUUGGCUCUGUGAUUAUGGAGACACAGACCACACGCAGCACGGUCAAGCUGCGGUCGGAGGCAAUAAGUGCAAGAGACGCACUUUCUGCGCUGCGCAGCAUCAAAGAAGAAUGGGGUACCUUGUACUAG